GUGGUCGCUGCUGCUGCUCCUCAUAAUUGCCCUGCUGUUGCUUGAAAAGGGAACAUGGGUGAUGGCAUCCAGGGUGAUUUGGUGCCCACUGGAAAUCUGUGCUGUCUGCGGGUGACAAAUACCUUAGCACCUAGAACAAUGAAGAUUGCUGUGGUUUUAAGACAUCAUCGGUCAGAUUAGUUCAUAAAGGGAAAAUGGAUACGACCACGAUUUUACCGAUCUUGAAGAAGAAAUUGGCUUUUCUCUCAGGAGGAAAGGACAGAAGAAGUGGCCUCAUUCUGACAAUCCCACUGUGCUCAGACCAGACCAGUAUGGAUGAACUAAGUGUAACCCUGGAUUACUUGCUUAGCAUCCCAAGUGAGAAGUGCAAAGCCAGAGGGUUCACAGUUAUCGUGGAUGGAAGGAAGUCGCAGUGGAAUGUUGUGAAGACUGUGGUUCUAAUGUUACAGAAUGUUGUUCCAGCUGAAGUUUCACUGGUUUGUGUGGUAAAGCCAGAUGAGUUUUGGGAUAAGAAGGUCACCCAUUUUUGUUUUUGGAAGGAAAAAGACAGAUUGGGUUUUGAGGUGAUCUUAGUAUCUGGGAACAAACUAACAAGGUACAUAGAGCCUAGCCAGCUGACAGAACAAUUUGGCGGAAGCCUCACCUAUGACCAUAUGGACUGGUUGAAUAAAAGGCUAGUAUUUGAGAAGUUCACAAAGGAAUCCACAUCACUUCUGGACGAGCUUGCUGUUAUCAACAAUGGAAGUGAUAAGGGAAGCCAGGACGAGAAGGAGAGGUCAGUUGAUUUCAAUUAUCUCCCAUCUGUUGACCCAGAGACUGUUUUGCAGACAGGUCAUGAGCUGUUAUCAGAACUGCAGCAACGCCGUUUUAAUGGGUCUGAUGGAGGAGUUUCUUGGUCUCCGAUGGAUGAUGAGCUUCUGGCUCAGCCUCAGGUCAUGAAGUUACUCGAUUCACUUCGCGAGCAGUAUACACGGUAUCAAGAGGUGUGCCGACAGCGCAGCAAGCGCACUCAGUUAGAUGAGAUUCAGCAGAAGGUCAUGCAGGUUGUCGGCUGGUUGGAAGGACCGGGUUCAGAACAGCUCCGAACUCAGUGGGGGAUUGGAGAUUCAUUCAGAGCGUCGCAGGCUUUUCAACAGAAGCAUGAAGAGAUUGAGAGUCAGCACAGUGAAUGGUUUGCUGUGUAUGUGGAACUGAAUCAGCAGAUAGCAGCUCUCCUCAAUGCUGGGGAUGAAGAGGAUCUUGUAGAACUGAAAACCUUACAGCAGCGUCUCAGUGAUGUGUGCUACCGACAGGCCAGCCAGCUAGAGUUCCGGCAAAACCUGCUUCAGAUUGCACUAGAGUUUCACAGCGUUGCACAAGAUUUAUCUCAGCAGCUGGAUGGACUCCUAGGGAUGCUUUGUGUUGAUGUGGCCCCUUCAGAUGGAUCAGCAAUCCAACAAACAUUAAAAUUGCUUGAGGAGAAGCUUAAAAGUGUUGACACAGGCCUCCAGGGCUUACGUGACAAAGGUCAAGGGCUUUUAGAUCAGAUUACCAACCAGGCAACUUGGGCUUAUGGCAAAGAUGUCUCUACUGAAAACAAAGAUAACGUGGACCAUAUCCAAGGUGUAAUGGAAGAUAUGCAACUAAGGAAACAGCGGUGUGAAGAUAUGGUUGAUGUCCGAAGGUUAAAAAUGCUACAGAUGGUUCAGCUAUUUAAAUGUGAAGAAGAUGCAGCUCAGGCAGUAGACUGGUUAAACGAGUUGCUUGAUGCCUUACUCAAAACUCAUAUUCGACUCGGCGAUGAUAGUCAAGAGACCAAAAUUCUUUUGGAAAAACACAGAAAGUUUGUCGAUGUAGCCCAGAGUACAUAUGAUUACGGGCGACAGUUACUGCAAGCUACCGUUGUACUGUGUCAGUCACUUAGAUGUACAUCAAGGUCAUCUGGGGACACGCUCCCCAAACUUAACAGAGUGUGGAAACAGUUCACGAUAACCUCAGAGGAGAGAGUUCACCGGCUGGAAAUGGCUCUUGCAUUUAAUUCAAAUGCCGAAAAGAUUUUACAAGAAUGCCCAGAUCUUGGUGAGGCUGUGAUGGAGUUUGAACAGUUUGAUGAGGUUGAAGCUGUUGGGAAAUCUCUGCUGGACAGAUUAACAGUGCCUGUAAUUUAUCCCGAUGGGACUGAACAGUAUUUCGGAACGCCAAGUGACAUGGCUUCCACGGCAGAAAAUAUAAGAGAGAGAAUUAAGAUGGUUUGUUUGAAAAAACAGCAGCUCUUAGAGCCUGAUGAGUCCACAAGAGAAAGCUAAUAGACUGGUCUCUCCUUUUUCUCAUGUCAAGACUGCGGUUUGUAAGAUAGCAUGUCAUCGGCAUAUUACACCGUUCAGUAUAAUCCAUUAAAAUGCAUUUCAGACCCAUCCUAAGCAGCAUCUUCUCCACCUAAACAUUGUUCUUGUAUUGUGACUUUUCAUCUAUAAAGCCUUACUUAUUUAAUAUGCUGAGAAAUCAUCAACUGGAACGCUAAGAGUUAGUAUUGCCUUGGACACGCAAUUGUGUGAUCUGCAGACAUGCCUCCUGGCACCUUUACAUGCCUUUUCAUCUAGUGUUUUAUUCAAAGCCUGAAUGUAGGAAAUUUGCCUAUUAAUCGCAAAGACAAUUCCUAAGAAGCGAGCACAAAAGUGCAAUCAAAAAACCAACAGGAAUAAAACACACAAAAAAGGGAUAAAAGUACAUUUGAGCAUAUCAGAUGGAUGAACUUGCUCCGUAAGUAUCAGCUAGCAAGCAAAUCGUCUUGUCUAAGCCCAUUUUAUACAGAACUUAUAGGUAUGUGAAUGCAUCUACCAGGAAAAUGAUUGGGGUAUAACCAAUGCAUUCUCUACAGCGCCCCAAUACGCCUUUGAUAAGCAGAGCUCAAAGAAUAGUUUCAUUAUUGCACUGAUUUACUUUCCAAUAUCUUUGCUGCUGGAAGAGCACAAAUAAGGGAUGGACGCUUGUUUCUGUAUAGCACUAAAAGUCAAUGCUGAAUUAUAAUCAUCCUCUGCAGGAUCAGUAAGGACAAGAAUUUGCUUGUUAAAUAAAAGGAAGUCUGAGGGGCAAAUGGAUUGUAUCAGGGAUGUCAUAUCUGUGGUCAUCCAGCUUUUAGUGGUCUUGUACUAUCAACGCCAACAGCUGUUGCCCCCUAAGUUGGACUUUCCCUACCCACCUUAGGCAGGGAGUUGUAGCUCCAUAAUUUGGAUUUCCCUGAGGUGCCUUAAGCAGUCUGUGGUAUCCUGGGAGUUACAGCUUACCAACAGCUCGGUGAGGUGGGUGUUGGCCUUCAGCUCCAUUGCUAUUGGCUGUCCAUGAUAUAUGACAUUUAUUCCUAGAUUAGUCGCUGGUUAAAGCUUUUCAAUGGUGCUACCGAAAUUGAAGAUAAAAAUUCUCAUUAAUAAUAAUAAGACUUUAAAGAGCUGUUAUUGACCAGAUAAUGUAGUCUUUUUUUGGACGUGGGUAAUAUACCUGUUGUUUUUUAGGCAGUAGUGUACUUCCACAUGUGUCUUAUUACCUGAAGACAUUUCCUUUUUUAUUGUGCCAUUAUGAAAACUGUCCAUGAAACCUUUGAUAUGUCAUAUUCAUGAACCAUUGUUUUCUCACUUGUAUGAAACAAUGUAUUUAAAGCGGUUUGUGCUGAAUAAAACCAUCUUUGUAA
Messenger RNA from Xenopus laevis (African clawed frog), 3664 nucleotides. It is a transcript of the gene sestd1.S, whose product is annotated as SEC14 and spectrin domain containing 1 S homeolog. The record is from RefSeq and is a predicted model, not a curated record. The transcript is spliced from 19 exons. Lineage: Eukaryota; Metazoa; Chordata; Amphibia; Anura; Pipidae. Gene Ontology annotation, molecular function: phosphatidylinositol-4,5-bisphosphate binding; phosphatidylinositol-3,5-bisphosphate binding; phosphatidylinositol-5-phosphate binding. The coding region runs from base 195 to 2285 and encodes 696 amino acids.